Hyaena hyaena (striped hyena) is the source of this 1093-nucleotide messenger RNA. RefSeq names its product tropomodulin 4 (gene TMOD4). Gene Ontology annotation, molecular function: tropomyosin binding. Gene Ontology annotation, biological process: myofibril assembly; pointed-end actin filament capping; muscle contraction. Lineage: Eukaryota; Metazoa; Chordata; Mammalia; Carnivora; Hyaenidae. The coding region runs from base 1 to 1038 and encodes 345 amino acids. The transcript is spliced from 9 exons. Gene Ontology annotation, cellular component: striated muscle thin filament; myofibril. The record is from RefSeq and is a predicted model, not a curated record.
AUGUCAUCGUAUCAGAAGGAACUGGAGAAAUACAGAGACAUAGAUGAAGAUGAGAUCCUAAGGACCUUGAGCCCUGAGGAGCUAGAGCAGCUGGACUGCGAGCUACAGGAGAUGGACCCCGAGAACAUGCUCCUACCAGCUGGACUAAGACAACGUGACCAGACAAAGAAGAGCCCGACGGGGCCACUGGACCGGGAUGCCCUUCUGCAGUAUCUGGAACAGCAGGCACUAGAGGUCAAAGAACGUGAUGACUUGGUGCCCUUCACAGGCGAGAAGAAGGGGAAACCCUAUAUUCAGCCCAAGAGGGAGAUUCCUGUCCAGGAGCAGAUCACUCUGGAGCCUGAACUGGAAGAGGCCCUGGCCCAUGCCACCGAUGCCGAAAUGUGUGAUAUUGCAGCAAUUCUGGGCAUGUACACACUGAUGAGCAACAAGCAAUACUACGACGCCAUCUGCAGCGGAGAAAUCUGCAACACCGAAGGCAUUAGCAGUGUGGUGCAGCCGGACAAGUACAAGCCAGUGCCAGAUGAGCCCCCAAAUCCCACAAACAUCGAGGAGAUACUAAAGAGCGUGCGAAACAAUGACAAGGAGCUGGAGGAGGUGAACCUCAAUAACAUACAGGACAUCCCGAUACCCAUGCUAACCGAGUUGUGUGAGGCAAUGAAGACAAAUACCUAUGUCCGGAGCCUCAGUCUGGUGGCCACAAGGAGUGGUGACCCCAUUGCCAAUGCGGUGGCCGACAUGUUGCGGGAGAACCGUAGCCUCCAGAGCCUGAACAUCGAAUCCAACUUCAUCAGCAGCACAGGGCUCAUGGCCGUGCUGAAGGCAGUUCGGGAAAAUGCCACACUCACUGAGCUCCGUGUAGACAACCAGCGCCAGUGGCCUGGCGAUGCAGUGGAGAUGGAGAUGGCCACCGUGCUCGAACAGUGUCCCUCCAUCGUCCGCUUUGGCUACCACUUUACACAGCAGGGGCCACGAGCUCGGGCAGCCCAGGCCAUGACCCGGAACAAUGAACUACGUCGCCAGCAAAAAAAGAGAUAACACUACCUUUCCCUUUACCAACCAGAGCUGGAAGCCCCUGAAUGCUAAAAGCCUC